AUUAAGAUACUGUGUCAGUUUUCUUACACUCAAGAGAGAUAGGUGGGGCCAUGCAUGAAUAGAAUAAUAUUUUCAGAGGGAAGUUGAUUAAGUUGGUAGAGCGUGGUAGACUGGAGAUUUAAUUAGAGAGUUUAAAUUAAGUUGGCGUUUCGUUUAAUUUCCAAUUUCUAUUUCGUUUUUCCUCUAAUCGAUCAAAUUGAUUGAGAGCUUGAGAUUUUAUUGUAAAUAGAAAUAAUAUAUAAAGAGAGAGAAAAAUACAAAGCAAGUUAAGAGUUAGCAGAGCCGAGGAGGGUGAAGUUGACUGGCGGAGGAGGAAGUCGAGCUGAACUCAGUUUUCCAACCCGAAUUGCAAGGGUAGAGUCGAGUUGAGUCUUUUUCGGAAUGGGUAACUGCUUCUCUAACGACACCGGUGGGAUGUCGGCGGUGGGUGGCACCGCCGGUGCUCACGGAAAUCCGUACGACGGUCCAAACGACGCCGUCGAUUUGUUCCUUAGGAAUCGCGGCUACAACGGCCUCUUCUCUCAGAUCGAGUUAUCGUUUGCUGCAAUAGACUUGCUCGAUCGGGACGUGCUCUCCAAGGAAUGUCAGUCUGUUAUUCAUGAAUUUUAUUUUCUAUAGAGUGAUCCCAUGGUGGUUAUUUAUACAAAAGGAAGAGAUGGAGGACUUUCAGAGCUUGGUCGCACUGAAGUAGUUCUAAAUUCAUUAAAUCCAAAGUGGAUCACAAAACAUAAUAUCACUUAUCAUUUUGAGGUUGUGCAGACUCUGGUGUUUCGUGUGUAUGACGUUGACACUCAGUUUCACAAUGUAGACGUGAAGAUGCUUAGGUUGGAAGAGCAACAAUUUCUUGGUGAGGCAACCUGUGCACUGUCUCAGAUAGUUCCUAAAUCAGACAGGUUAUUAACCCUCGAUCUUGUAUAUAGAGAAGACUCAGAGUCAAGCAGAUCCAAUCGUCAUCGAGACCGUGGAAAGCUCAUCGUGCAUGCUGAGGAAUCUGUUAGCUCAAAGACAACGGUAGAGAUGAGUUUAAGGUGUUCAGAUUUGGAAUACAAGGAUCUCUUCUCAAAAAGUGACCCUUUUUUGAUAAUAUCAAAACUUACGGAGAGUGGGACCGCAAUUCCAGUUUGCAAAACAGAAGUCAUAAAGAAUGAGCUCAAACCCGCAUGGAAACCAAUAUAUUUAAAUAUUCAACAAGUUGGAAGCAAGGAUAGCCCAUUGAUAAUGGAGUGUUUUAAUUUCAAUAACAAUGGCAAGCAUGAUUUGAUUGGCAAAAUUCAGAAAUCACUGGCAGACUUGGAAAAGCUUCAUGCUAUUGGGCAAGGAGAGAAUUUAUUUUUACCAACCACUGUUGGGCAUGAUUACCAAAACAAGAUACUAAAGAGCCAACUAUUUGUGGACAAGUUUACGGAGAGCGUCCAGCACACCUUCCUUGAUUAUUUGGCUGGGGGCUGUGAAUUGAACUUCAUGGUCGCUGUUGAUUUUACAGCUUCAAAUGGAAAUCCUCGCCUGCCUGAUUCUUUGCAUUAUAUAGAUCCUUCAGGACGGCCAAAUGCAUACCAGAAAGCAAUCAUCGAUGUUGUGGAGGUGUUGCAGUUUUAUGAUUCAGACAAGCGCUUUCCUGCCUGGGGAUUUGGAGCCCGACCAAUUGAUGGUCCAGUAAAUCAUUGUUUCAACUUGAAUGGGAGUAGUCAUUACUGUGAGGUUGAAGGAAUCCAAGGAAUCAUGAUGGCAUAUACAAGUGCCCUCCAAAAUGUUUCUCUUGCAGGACCAACUCUUUUUGGACCUGUAAUUACCAAUGCUGCAUUAAAUGCCAGCCAGUCUGUUGCAAAUGGUGGACGAAAAUACUUUGUUUUGUUAAUAAUCACGGAUGGAGUAGUGACAGAUCUCCAAGAAACCAAAGAUGCCCUUGUGAAAGCAUCUGACCUGCCAUUGUCAAUCCUCAUUGUUGGAGUAGGAGGAGCUGACUUCAAAGAAAUGGAGAUUUUGGAUGCUGACAAGGGUGAGAGACUUGAAAGUUCGACUGGACGUGUGGCUUCACGUGAUAUAGUUCAGUUUGUUCCAUUCCGAGAUGUACAAAGUGGAGAAAUUUCUGUUGUUCAGGCACUUCUAGCAGAACUACCUUCUCAAUUUCUGACUUACAUGCGAUCCAGAGACGUCAAACCAAUUUUGUGAUCAUGUAAAGAACUGUACAUAUGAAGAUCAAUAUCAUCCUUUGAUCCUCACGCAGUAUGAGCCUGAAUAUUUUUUGCUGUUUUUUCCCCCUUUUUGGCUGCAUUGAAAUUCAAAUGUGGUUUUAUCAUGAAGAAAAACAAUUCUAUGUUGCAUCAUCACGUUCGAGUUGGGAUGGCUGCAGCUGCACAGUCCUCGUGGCCUUGGUGAGACAGCCCAAUUUAAGUGUCCGCGGCUUUUCUUUACCAGGCUAGGGCUCUACAAUUAGAGGCUCUAAACACGAAGAAGCCAGAGUUUUGGCUUUAGGCGACUGGGUUAUCUUUCAAAAUCAACAAUUGGAGAAAGAUGUGAAGAACAGUUUCAGAAUAGAAAUACAAGUAUUUACAUCUUUUC
Molecule: messenger RNA, 2559 nt
Organism: Prunus avium (sweet cherry)
Lineage: Eukaryota; Viridiplantae; Streptophyta; Magnoliopsida; Rosales; Rosaceae
Product: protein BONZAI 1
Biological process (GO): cellular response to calcium ion
Cellular component (GO): plasma membrane
Molecular function (GO): calcium-dependent phospholipid binding
Source: RefSeq, a predicted model, not a curated record